AUGGACUCAGACUUCUUCUACACUCAACAGCGCCAGGAUCCGGACUACGGUCUUGAUCCUGAGAAGGCUUUCAAUCAGCUUGCAAAGAAACAUCCAAUAAUGGCUGUACCAACCUCAUAUCCCACCUUUGCGGAAAUUGAACGCCAAGCAACAGCUCUCUCAAAGUCUAUCUUCCAAUCCUGGAAAAUUCUCAAUCAUGUCGUCUGCGGGCGCUACGAGGCAGUCUGGCGUAGGUGGAACAAAAAGUCUGAUAGACAGAGAAAAUCAGUAAUCUUGGAGGCAGAUCCAGAUAUCCCUCCCAACCAUCAUCCUGAUCAACGAAUCUUGAUGCGCAUGUUGGAGAAAGGUUAUUGUCAAUGCUGUCAGAAAGUCAAGCCAACCUUUUGUGAUGCAGUUCAGGCUAGAAACAAAGCCGCAUUCAGAUGUCCACAGAUAAACCUGGAAGAUUUGGUCAAAGGAAAGAAUCUCCUGCUGUUACUCGACUGUCGCGGUCGCCAUCAACCACACUGUUUUGCCCAUGCAGACCUCGAAGCAUGCGCGACGGGAAGACACAGUACCAAUAUUCCGACAGCCUACCUGCAUGGUUAUACCAUGUAUCUGACCGGACAAACUACGGAGGAGGGCUACGGUAAAAUCGUUCACUGGAAAGAUGAGACAAUUACAUUUGCAGAGGUGGGAGACACACUUCAGUUUCAGCCUGGCCACGGCUUGCUUGUUCUUGAGAUACAAAGCAAAAUACUCGAAUUCUUGGUCAAAUGCUGCUUUGGAAUAUUCAGAGAUAUCCCGAAGGACGAGCUCUUGAAACUCGAAAUAGCUGCGCCAUCGGAAAACGUUGAAGCCUUGCCUACGAUCCAGUAUCGCUCCAAUGGCCAGUUAUCAACGAUGAUCGCUGAAGCACCUUACCGUCUGCCGACAAUCCUAGACACGACGAUCCUCCUGGCACUGGUUGAAGCUAGGAGGAACGCUGCAGAAGAUCAUAUUUGGGACAUGAGAGAAGACCCAGGAUACUUUGCAUCAGUUCUGACCGAGCAUCACGAGCACAGACCAGAAAUUAUUCGUGAUAUUGAUGGAAAAGCAAAUCCGAUUCUGAACGACGAUCGAACAUGGGAUCGAGUCCUCUCCACCGCGGUUGGUAAUGCGUAUGAAGAUCUUUUCUAG
This is a messenger RNA of Exophiala bonariae, 1158 nucleotides long. RefSeq lists its product as uncharacterized. Lineage: Eukaryota; Fungi; Ascomycota; Eurotiomycetes; Chaetothyriales; Herpotrichiellaceae. The transcript has a single exon. Bases 1 to 1158 code for a protein of 385 amino acids. The record is from RefSeq and is a predicted model, not a curated record.